AUGUCUCUUAUAUCCCCAAAUACAACCUUUUCCACCAGUUGUUCAUCAUUACCUAUUACCGCUAAUACGGUUCCUGUUGAGAUUUUUAUUGAAAUAUGUCGUUAUUUGUCUCCGGUUAAUUUAUUUUCUUUAAUCAAAGUAUGUAAACAAUUUAGGAGUUGGUUAAGUUCAACUACCUCAAAAAGUACACGAGAGAUUUGGUGUAUUUCCAGAAAGAAAUUCUUACCAAAAUUACAAUUAUCCCCUUUUUCUAAUAUGGAUGAACAAUCAUACACGAGAUUAGGUUUAAUUGAAAAAGGUUGUCAAUUUUGUAAACGUAAAGUUUGUAAGGUUUAUUGGAUUUUUCGUGUAAGGAGUUGCAAAAAAUGUUUCAGUAAAAGGAUCGUAAGUCAUCGGGAUUUACCAAGUGAGGCAAUGUUUCCCGUGGAUGUUUAUAAUUGUUUGCCCUAUCUGAAAAGGGGAACUGAUUGCAUAUAUUGGCAUCGUGAUGUAAUCGCAGCAUGUAGAGAAUUCAAAGAGCUUAGGAAUAGUAAUCCCGAAAAACAAUCAGAAUGGAUAGGACAGAAGAAAUCAGCGGCACAAAAAAUUAUGGAAGAUUAUAAAAAAAGAUGUUCAGAUCAAUAUCGUCUUUCAUUAUCACUUCGUAAAAAAGAUAAACGACAGUUUGAGGGGAUCAUUCAUGAUUUAAUGGAAGAAAGGUUGCCUAAUGGUAAUUCAAAGUAUAUUGUUAAAUGGAUUUGGGAUUUACGAUCUUGUGAUGAUGCAUUUCAACUUUCGAGAGAACCUUUUGUGCAAAAGGAUUGGAAAGAAUUGAAGCAUGCAAUAAUCGUUGAAUAUGAAGAAUUAAUGAAACAAUUAAGAAGAAUUCAAAUAUGUAAAGCCAUAUUAUCUUUAUUAACGACAACAUCAUCAGUUCAUGAAAACGCACUUAUUGAAAAUGGGAUUUCGGUUUCUGAUCCUUUGAUUGAAUGUAUCAGGUGGUGUCCUUCCUAUCAAAACCCUCCCUUUUCCAAUAAUGAUCCCAGGAUUCCAUGGGAUGAUCAAUAUUUAUCAAGUAUUCUUCUACCAAAAAUUCGUGAUGAAGCUCAAGAGUUAAGAAAAUUACCUGGUCAAAUUAAAUCUGGUCCGAUCACGACAGUUUAUGGUGCAUUGAGCCUUGGUUGUGAGAAAUGUGAAAUAUUCAUGUGUAAAUUAUGUCAAAAUUUUAUCAAUAGAAGUGAUGAACACUUUACUUAUCAUGAAGCCUGUCAUCAUUUAAAGAGUUCAAAGCAUAAUGGUAAUGGAAUGUAUACCAUUAAUUUAUCCUUUUGA
Molecule: messenger RNA, 1311 nt
Organism: Funneliformis geosporum
Lineage: Eukaryota; Fungi; Glomeromycota; Glomeromycetes; Glomerales; Glomeraceae
Source: the annotation of a GenBank genome assembly